Molecule: messenger RNA, 6411 nt
Organism: Pygocentrus nattereri (red-bellied piranha)
Lineage: Eukaryota; Metazoa; Chordata; Actinopteri; Characiformes; Serrasalmidae
Gene: klhl24b
Product: kelch-like family member 24b
Exons: 7
Coding region: 267-2069 (600 amino acids)
Molecular function (GO): protein binding
Source: RefSeq, a predicted model, not a curated record
GACGUGGUUGGGGGGAUAUGUACGCCGCGCACGGCGGCUCUGCAGUUUCUCUGGAUCUCCGGGACGGACACGAGAGCUGAUGGCUGACCUGGAUUAGAGCUGGACACAUUAGGAAAGGGGUUAGAGACCGAGGGAAGGAAAGACGCCACAUUUCAGAGACUUUUAAACGACGAGGACAACGACGUUCACGUUCUUUGUAAAGCAGAGUCAGCAUCCCUUUCUGUUCUCCUCUGAGGAGGCCUCGGGCCUGAUAGACCUUGACAGUCAUGGUACUGAUCCUGGGAAGACGGCUGAACCGGGAGGACUCUGGGACGCGUGAGUCUCCUGCCGUCAAGCGCAAAGUCCUGGACAUGGACUCCAAGACACUGACUGGCCACGACGUCUUUGACUUCUCCUCCGGCCCGUGCCACGCCGAGAGCGUUCUGCAGAUGUUUGACGAGUUCCGUGACGGGCGCCUCUUCACCGAUGUGGUGAUCAGCGUGGAGGGCCGUGAGUUCCCGUGCCACCGUGCUGUGCUCUCAGCUUGCAGCAGCUACUUCCGAGCCAUGUUUUGCAACGACCACCGCGAAAGCCGUGAGAUGCUGGUUGAGAUCAAUGGCAUCCUUGCCGAGGCCAUGGACACCUUCCUGCAGUAUGUCUACACUGGCCAUGCACGCAUCACGACUGACAACGUACAGUUCCUUUUCGAGACAUCCAGCCUCUUCCAGAUUGGUGCUCUGCGUGAUGCCUGUGCCAAGUUCUUAGAGGACCAGCUGGACCCGUGCAACUGCCUGGGCAUCCAGCGCUUCGCUGAUGCCCACUCACUCAAGCAGCUGGCAAGCCGCUGUCGCACCUAUGCCCUGCAGAGCUUCGCUGACGUGGCACAGCAUGAGGAGUUCCUGGACUUGCGGCGUGACGAGCUGGAGGAGUACAUUGCCAGUGAUGAGCUAGUGAUUGGCAAGGAGGAGAUGGUGUUUGAGGCGGUGAUGCGCUGGGUCUACCACGACAUGGAGCACCGGCGCGGAAUGCUGCGUGAGCUACUAAACCACGUGCGCCUGCCCCUGCUGCACCCCAACUACUUCGUGCAGACGGUGGAGGGGGACCAACUGAUCCAGAACGCACCAGAGUGCUACCAGCUGCUGCACGAAGCCCGACGCUACCACGUACUGGGAAAUGAGAUGAUGUCGCCCAGGACUCAACCACGCAGGUCCACGGGUUUCUCAGAGGUCAUCGUGGUGGUAGGCGGCUGUGAGAGAGUAGGAGGCUUCAACCUGCCUUACACCGAGUGCUAUGACCCCGUGACCGGAGAGUGGAAAUCACUGGCCAAACUUCCCGAGUUCACCAAGUCCGAGUACGCAGUGUGUGCCCUCCGCAACGACAUACUCGUGUCAGGUGGACGCAUCAACAGCAGGGAUGUGUGGAUGUACAACUCUCAACUGAACAUCUGGAUCCGUGUGGCAUCGCUCAACAAGGGCCGCUGGAGACACAAAAUGGCUGUGCUGCUGGGCAAGGUGUAUGCAGUGGGUGGCUUUGACGGUCAGUCUCGCCUCAGCAGUGUUGAGUGCUACGACUCCUUCUCCAACCGCUGGACGGAAGUGGCUCCCAUGAAGGAGGCGGUCAGCUCCCCUGCCGUGGCCAGCUGCGUCAACAAGCUCUUCGUCAUCGGUGGAGGCCCAGAUGACAACACCUGUUCCGAUAAGGUCCAGUGUUAUGACCCGGAGUCAGACAGCUGGUUGCUAAGGGCCAACAUCCCCAUUGCUAAGCGCUGCAUCACAGCCGUGUCCCUCAACAACCUCAUCUACGUGUCUGGAGGCCUGACCAAAUCCAUCUACUGCUACGACCCCACUGAGGACUACUGGAUGCACGUGGUCCACACCUUCAGUAAACAGGAGAGCUGUGGCAUGUCUGUGUGUAACGGGAAGAUCUUUAUCCUGGGGGGUCGAGGUGAAAGUGGAGAGGCAUCGGACAGCAUCCUGUGCUACGAUCCUUCCACCGGCAUCAUCACUGGUGUGGCGGCUAUGCCUCGACCCAUCGCCUACCACGGCUGUGUCACCAUCCACCGCUACAACGAAAAGUUCUACCACACAUGACACCAAAUCUAAACCCCUGCCUCUCCCACACACACACAUACACACACACACACACACACACACACACACACACAGGCCUUACUGCAGGGAUGAGAUAAGCUGAGCCGAUGGUAGCACCUGUGUGUCCCCUCCAGGCUCUCCAGGCUGACCACAGGCUGGAGUUCGAGACUCGCAGACCCGCUUGUCAAACCCAUUACUGCACAGCAUCCAGCUCCAUACGUAGCUUUUUCUGAGAAAUAAAUGUAUUAUUUAUCGGCAAAAAACCAAUCAUUACCCGGAAUCUGUGCUUAUUACAUCCUUACACUUCCACACCAAUAACUUAACAAAUCCAAGCACAGCUUACUGAUUAUAUCAGUGUAUACACACACACACACACACACAACUGUCAGAGAGGCUGUGACAAACUCACUAACAAGAAUAGCAUCUCUGCUAUCUUUGACCUGUGACACAGGACCCCUCCCACUUUGAUGGGGGUUCCUCCACCAUCACUCAAAUGCCUCCAUUUGAUCUUUUUACUAUGAUGAUUUUUAUUAUAUUACUCUCCUUAUUUUAUUGUCGUUUUGCUAUUUUAUUACAGCGUGUGGUGUUGAUUUGAAUGGGUGAAUGGUAUGCUAGGUGGAUGUAUGGUGUGGAGCCUCUGAGAGGGCAUUGACCUGCAUGGGAGGUUGUAAGCAUGACUUUUUUUUUUUUUUUGGACUUUAUUUUUUCAAGUAACUAGUGUUUUUUUUUUUUUUUUUAGCUACUUUUACUUUGUGUUCGUUUUGUGUGCUUUCGAGCGAACACGAAUUGGUGUCUGUAGCACUUUCAGUAUUUUUGUGUGGCUUCAACGACAUUUACUCAGCACUGCACGUGUUUUCAGGAAAUAACUGAAGAAAUUGAACAGGACAGAUCCAUAGAUCUUCACGGGUCAUACUUACAUGUGUGCCCGCUCAUGAUAUCUAGCCGCCAUGCUUGUUAUUCAUGUCUGGUGACGAUCCAUUCAACAAAUUUACUCAAUUUUAUGCCCAAUAACGGUGUGGUGCAUUUUACCACUUGGCGUGGUUUGUAAUGUCAGGGCCAUGUGUAUGAGUGCAUCAUUAUUUGUGUGUUUUCUUGAACGUAUCUCGUUCGUUUGAUGUUUAACUUAUUCAUUCUUGGUGGAAGUUGGUGAGCCCCAGUGAGGCACUUGUUUUCUCUCCCUUUGCUCCCUAUUGUAAAUAUGAAUUAGAUCAUUCUUUGUUUUACUGUAUCAGUAAGUACAGCAGCCUUGCAUCAAAACAAAAGGCCAAUACCUCUUCAGAUCUCCCAGUUCACACAAGCACUACUCUGCUUCACCGUUGUUUUCAUAAUUGUCGCAUAAUUCGGUGGCUGAUAUGUAGACAAAGCCGUUCGGAGUGGUUCAGUAUUAAAUGAGUCAUUGUUGAGAAACUUACCAAGUCUGACUAUUUACAGUGGUGGUGAAGGGAACCAGGGGUUACAAUGUCUGCAAAGCAAAUAUGGCCAUUUUAGUUACCAUCCAAAAAAACCACUAAACCUACACGUGUCUUCUGAGUUUUUAUGUAAUGUUGAUGAUGGUAAAAUAGUGGCAAGUCUUAAAAAAUGAGUUUUCUUUUGGGGACGGUUUUGCCUCACAACACCCUUUCUGCACCUCUCUGCAUUGAAUGGAUAUGAAAAAAUAGGGUUUAGGUCAAAACCUUCUCAAAACUAUCAUAAAAUAAUGUCUCAGAAAUUAGGCAGUGUAUUCAGAGCUGGACGUCUGGUUCCUACCACCACUACUGUGACAGUUGUGAUGUGAACGAUUCCACACCAAACCACGCUGAAUGACUUUGUUUACAUCUCAACCAUUUCAUUAUACGAGUAUUAUGAAUGAUAGGUGGACAUCCCAUUCACUCUAGCCGUGUGUACGUAGUGCACCGAAAGAGAUGUAGCAGUCAAUAAGUCAAAUAAGAGUGUGUGAGUGUGUGUGUGUGUGUGUGUGUGUGUGUGUGUGUGCGCGCGCGCCUUAGUUUAAUGGACCAUUUACUCUGUCAGGGUUGUCUCAUUCAGAAAGGUUUGGUGUGCCUUCAUAUCAACCCAAAUCUGUAAGGGAAGGACGUGAUUGUCUAAUGACAUAUCAAGCAGUAUUUGACUCAACCUGGAAUUCUUAAGGAACUGACCAAGUCCACACGUUCUUUUGUAGAUGAUGUUGCCAGGUUGGUGAAAAUCCCAUUCACUCUAAUGAAAAGAGGUUAGGGUUUAGAUUCGUCCUGGGUCAACUUGUCAAUAUAUCGAUCAUUAUUGAUAACAGACCAUUUUCACACUUGUUUACAUGGACCGAGUAGGAAAAACUAAACCUGCUGGACUUUUUCACCUCCAAAAUAACCGCAUUGAGUGCAGACCUGUUUAGCAGUGUGUGGUGUGGUGACUCAGGACGAGCUUUGCUGAGUAGAUAAGCUCUGAUCAUCUCAGCUGUUCAUUAUUAGAACGAGAAAAGGGCGGAAAAAGAUGAGACGUGUUUCUUUUCCACCGUUUAAAGGCUUUAAUUUCUAACUGUCAGAGUUGCUGCCAUGGUAACGCUGAAUGGUGGCACAUGCGCAGCGGAAAAAAGCACAUGAAUUCCAAUCUGAGUGUCAAAUAAUUCCACAUGGCCACAAAACAGAUACGUAUCCGAUCUAGGACCACGUACGAGAGUGGCUCAGGUCAGAUUUGAAAAGAUCAGAUUUGUGUCCACACAGCCCCGAAAACAUCAGAUCUGAAUCCCAUUAGGGCAAAAAAUUGGAUGUGUGCCACUUCACCCUGGUAAUGUGAACGUAGCCUGUGUUCACCGGGCGGCCCCUUUACUGUACAGCGGUAAAAGAGUCCGCAGAUCCACACAGAGCCCAAAUGUUUUUAAGUUUUGUGCGACAUGCUUUAGCCACGUCAGACUAGUCUUUCUGCUCACGUUCGAGGAGCGACCAGGCAUGCAAACCGCUCUCUUAUUAACCGCGCCGAGGCCGAAGGACGACUUUUGAGAGAUGCUGAAAACCGGAGACCUUCCAUUACAACUCUGUUCAACGGUGCAGGCAGAAGUUCGGUAACACUACUACUUACAUCCGCACGUGACGACGCAGUGACUGUGAAAAAGGUCCGUAGCCAUGGAUUUGUUUAGUAGAACGUUUUUUGAGGGCCGAUCCUUAAUCUGAAACUCCGGUCCUGGUUUUACUUUAUUUAUCGGUGUGUAACAUGGGUAGAAAACACAGUCAGAAAGUGUUUUCCAUUCUUCAUGUUAGCUUAAAAAACUCGACUGUAUGAACAGACAUGAUUUGUAACAUGACGUCACACUUAUCGUUCUUCUUUUAGCCAGUUUGACUCCAAACUACUUUUUUUGUUGCUGUCUGUAAAACAGGGCCUUUGUCGCCCCCAUUGGCACCACUGAAAACGGCCCUAGAUAUAUUGAAUAUGAUGCUUUAAAUUACCCAUGGAUUUAAUUAACGAACAUAUCGAUAUCACCGUUGAGUUUACAAUUAAAAUGCUACGCCCCCGAGCUGGAUUCUUUUGCCCACGCUAAUAAUCGAAACUAUUCAAAUUGGAAACAACAGUGACGUUGCUAACGUUAGCUUGAUAUCACGCAUUGCCUGUAUUAAUGGAACCUUUCACUCGCAAACAACAUUUCUGAAAUGAAUAACACUCUCAAAGUGCUUGCUACAGUUUCUUAAUGUGAACGGGAUUUUUGUUUGACCAGCCGAGCAACACUGCUACGAAAGAAAGUGUUUGUGGGCGGAGCAUGGAUCGGUUAAUGGAGGGCCUUAUAUACAGACAUCAGAAACUAACACGGCCUUGGCUCUUCCACUUCUCUUAUUAUUAUUGGAAAUAUUGUAGGUGUUGUUUUAAGCUACUGUCAUUGCUGUUUUUGGUGUAUGGAGUUAUGAGUGUAUUGUUUCCUAUUUUUGAGCGAACAGAUGCUGCCCAGCGCGCUUUGGUGGAAAUGUUUUGCAAACCCUUUUGAAAUGUUUUAUGGAUAGAGAGCCUUGGAACUGUCAGAGGUUGAAUUGCGCAUGCAAAAAAAAAUGUCGAUUUAUCUCGUAUGCUCACUGUUUCGUUCAUAUUUGACAGUCGUGUGAGAAAAUAGAUGGAGGCAAAUGCAAAAGAGGGAAGACGUCACCAGAAGUGCAUUAUAAUGUUUAAUAUGCACCUGGAAAUAAACCAAAGAUUUUUGCCUCCUGUUGUUCCAGUGUGAUGUUGUGAAACAGUGAGUAUUUUUGUUUUGCUUUAUAUAUGUGGAAAGCCAUCACUCUUCUUUCUUGUUUUAUACUGGAGUGAUUGAAAUGUAUGAAUGCUCUGUAAGGCGUCAAUGUACUGAACUUGAAAUUGCCUUAAUAAAGUUGUUUUUCAUAUGGCUUUGUAA